Molecule: messenger RNA, 2020 nt
Organism: Gigantopelta aegis
Lineage: Eukaryota; Metazoa; Mollusca; Gastropoda; Neomphalida; Peltospiridae
Product: archaemetzincin-2-like
Exons: 2
Coding region: 245-1405 (386 amino acids)
Biological process (GO): proteolysis
Molecular function (GO): metallopeptidase activity
Source: RefSeq, a predicted model, not a curated record
GUGCAAUCAUGUAGGUUCAUUCCCACGGAACAGAAGUGCACACUUUUUUUCUCUCUGAAUGUAUCAUUACGUACUGACAAGUGAGCAAUCUGGUAGAUUAUUUGGCAACAUCAUACAGACACUAGCUGUUUUAUUCAUCUUAUUAAUUAAUCACCAUCAGCGCUGUGCAGUUUCUAAAAACAGAUUGAAUAUCAUGCAAUAAUUUAAAAGGAUUUGUAAAACAAAUUAAAAUAGACAUCAAAUAAUGGAAUCACAGAGAACUGAAACAAGAAAACAAAAACGUAAACAAAGGAAGAAGUUAUCACGAUUUGUUCCAUACGCAUCUGGUUUUAAACCACCAAGUAAGUCUUCGCAGUUAAAAGCUAUAGGAUUUGUGUCACCACCCACCAUUGAGCCCGUCUUCAGCCCAUCACCAGAGUUCUUUCAACCAGUACCACACCCGAUAAGUAUUGACGACUGGCUGGCACAGUAUGCAGAGGAGGGACAGACAUACAACCAGUUUGUCAGAGAGUGUCCUUGGUUCUCUAGGAGAAAGGUGAAAUACAUGAACCAAGAAUUCAAUCCUGAGGGUAAAACCCUUUCCGAGAAAUACCCUGAUGGUAAGGUUUACAUUGGUUUAGUUGGAGAGUUCAACCAGAACCUGGUGGUCUUUGAUGACUUUGUUGAUUACGUCAGAAGAUUUCUGUGUCUACCUGUAGCGGUUUUACCUGCGUUGACUCUAGAUCAUGUCAAAGGGAGAGUGUCCAUUGUGGAAAGACCCACAGAGUCCAGUAACGAAGGUACAAAACGCACAAAGACUUUAUCUACUCGCGUGAAGAAAACGGAACUCGUCACAAGACAAAACGCUAAGUCGGGCCACUUUCAAAUUAGGGUGGAUUCCAUCUUGCCGAAGCUACGUCAGGUGAUUCCAAGCGAUGCCCUGUGUUUGAUUACACUGACAUCUCAUGACCUCUACGGAGACAACAGUGACCUGUUUGUUGCUGGAAUGGCUGCCGGCAACCAACGAGUCGCUGUAUUCAGCGUAUUUCGCUACGAUCCAUCCAUGACGUUUUCUAUCGAAUUCUGGCAUCAGAUUUUCAAAUCCAAAGUUGUCAGUGAAACGGACAAGAAGCGUCUACUGUUGCAGAGGAGCUGCAAGUUGCUUGUGCAUGAGAUUAGCCAUCUUCUUGGAAUAGCCCACUGCGUCCACUUCGAGUGUUGUAUGAAUGGGUCGGGACAUCUGGAGGAGGAUUUCCGACAGCCCAUGCAUCUUUGUCCCGUUGAUCUGCACAAGCUGCAGGCUCUCUGUGGGUUUGACGCGUUACAAAGGUACGAAUCGCUGUUGGACUUCUACAAGCGUCAUCAAAUGCGGAACGAAGCGGCCUGGGUAGAGAGAAGACUCCAGUUCAUUAAGUCUACUUUGUAAAUUCAUCAGUAUAUAAUACAAAGAGUAUCGCACAAGCGAAUGUGAUAAUAUCUACUUUUAUGAGUCAGCGUUUCAUAUAUGGAUUAUUACACGAGGUAGUAUAAUGAUCGAAAUAUAUGAAAUGAACAUGCACUAUAAGAAAGAAUACGUUGCUAUAUAAUUGUACUUGAUUUUCAAUGAUUCGUCACCGUGAAAUUGAGUGUGUCUAUUUCAAAUUGCUUGUAGAUUAAUGAUUCAGUUUUUGGUCUUCAGGAACAAAGUUUACGACGAAUUUAAUAACUUCUUACGGUAGGUACAUAUAUGUAAUAAUAAGAUGUGCCUAAAAUUUAAAAUCAAAUCAUUAUUUUACGUGUAUCAGUACCAUAGUACUGUUUAUUUUGAAGCAUUAAUUAGAUUUGAUUUUUGUGUUGUUAUUCUGCUUGAAGAGUAAGUUAAUGUUAUGUGAAUCGAAGUACUUUUAGAUUCUUGUUGCUUUUCGUAUACUAUAUUUUAUCCUAUUUUGACUGUGAUAAUAUGAUAUAAAAGUCAUGCAGAUACUCAGGUUUCAAGUUCAGUCCUGUUGUAACCUAUGUACGUCUAUAUAUUUAUUUACUCAAUAAAGACAUUAUUUCCGUC